Molecule: messenger RNA, 498 nt
Organism: Pleurotus ostreatus (oyster mushroom)
Lineage: Eukaryota; Fungi; Basidiomycota; Agaricomycetes; Agaricales; Pleurotaceae
Exons: 3
Coding region: 1-498 (165 amino acids)
Biological process (GO): mitotic sister chromatid cohesion
Cellular component (GO): NatA complex
Molecular function (GO): acyltransferase activity, transferring groups other than amino-acyl groups
Source: RefSeq, a predicted model, not a curated record
AUGACGACUCCCAAUGCGAAAGCUCGCGUUUCUUUCGCGUCGCUAACAUCAAACAACCUGGGAACUGUGAGGAAGCUUAAUUCCGUGCUGUUUCCUAUCAAAUAUUCGGAGAAAUUCUACCAAGACAUUCUUCGGCCAGAGGUCGAAGAUUUCUGCAAGCUUGUCUACUACAAUGAUAUCCCCGUUGGAACUGUGUGCUGUCGAUUGGAGACCAAGGAAGACCGAACAAGUCUCUACCUGAUGACAAUGGGCAUCCUGGCACCGUAUCGCUCGAAGGGUCUUGGCUCUCAAAGCUUAGAACUCAUCUUGAAGGCCGCCUCUUCCCAUGCGAAGAUAGAUCGAGUUUACCUUCACGUUCAGGUCUCUAAUGAAGGGGCAAAAAAGUUCUAUGAGCAGCACGGAUUCAAAUUGGUCGGUUUGCACGAAGACUAUUAUAAAAAGAUUGUACCCCACGAUGCCUGGAUACUAGAGCACAUCCCGCAUGCUACUGGAUCGUAA